CAGCGGAGUCGGCGUGCGUGCAUCAUAAACUGCUCUAUAGGAUCACAUACACGCACAUCGUAGUCAAUAAAAAGAGCUUGUUUCGCAACUGGUGUUUCCGUGAAAAUACAGUGGAAAUUCAGUGAAGACAUCGAAGAGAAAAUUGCCGGCAUGGAACUGCAGGAGAUGUUUCGAUACGGAUAUAUGUUCCCACCGAGAGAGGACGAGGUGGUAUCCUGCACGUAUCUGGAUUUACCGAGCUACGCUUAUUCCAAGAGCAAGUCUGAUCUUCCACCAGUAAGCAGUAUCAGCAUACCGCAGUGCAUCGUGUACGACGGAAAUCGCAGCGAUGGCUGGCACACGCCGAGUCCAACCGCAAGUUUACGAUCGGUUAGUCCUGCCACAACUUUGUCUGUAUCGUCAGAGCCUGACACGAUAAGUACUCCGGUUACGUACCGUUUAUUAGGCUCGAUGGAGGAACUGAACAAGAGGUACGUUACGAAGAGGGGCCUCGCUACGAUCAACAGCGAGGCAACGCAACACGCUAUAAACAUGAUCGAUCUGACGGAAGAAGUAAAUAGUAUGGACGCGGAUACCGAUGGGACCGCGGAUCCUGAGGCUGAAACGGAGCACGAAAAGGCGCAGUCGUCUCGAGGCAGUGUCAUCAGCAACUCCAGCAGUUUCUCAGACAGAAUCGUAGACGCUGACAGCGAGGAUGAUGCCGAAAUGAGCGACAGUCCCGAUCACAUAGGAUCCGAGAUCGAUGGAAACGGGAACAAUCGAAAUGUGGUGAGAAGAAGAGGUAAAUACGUUAGCUCGACGAUUGUGAGGAAACGCAGACUGGCGGCGAACGCCAGAGAACGGAGAAGAAUGCAGAACCUGAAUAAAGCGUUCGAUAGAUUGCGAGCGUAUCUUCCGUCUUUGGGUAACGACCGGCAGCUCUCGAAAUACGAAACGCUUCAAAUGGCACAGUCUUACAUUACGGCAUUGUACGAUUUGUUGCAAUAACAUUUUUUUCUCCUUUUCUCUCUUUUUUUAAGAUUUCGCUGAAAAUCGUGUUAGUCAACGAACUGGUAAAGUCGGUCGUUGAAAUUGAACGAAAGUGUUUAGUGGAAUUAACCGGAGGAGCGAAAUAGUUGAAUUUUAGCUUGUGUAUAGAAAAGAUGUUUCAUCCAAAUGUACGAGAUAUGAAUUACGUUUACAUUGUUUAGUCGAAUUAUAGGAAUUGUGUUUGAAACGUAGGAACGAUCCAUUAUCAUUUUCUUGUAGAUAUUUACAGCUGUAAUUACAGAAUAUCAUUUCAGUUAUCCGAUGAUUCUUAUAACUGCGUACCAUUCACUCGUUUAUCUUUUGUAAAACGAUAUUGACCAUCGUCUUAUAGUUUAUAUUUUUUAAUAUUAUUAUCGUAAUAUUUAUCGUGCGAAACGUAACGUGAAAGGUUUAGACACGCAUUUCCAAGAUUUCUGUAAAUACUAGAAACUUUGUAAAUUUUGUAAAGUAACGAUAUUUUAAUGGAUAAAUCGUUAACUCGAUAUUGUAUUAUAAAGCCGGACCAAGUUACGUACUUAUAAUUUAUUGUAUUAUAAAUAUUACUGCGCUCUUUGAGACUGAAACUGCAUGUGU
This is a messenger RNA of Bombus terrestris (buff-tailed bumblebee), 1602 nucleotides long. It is a transcript of the gene ato, whose product is annotated as protein atonal. Gene Ontology annotation, molecular function: protein dimerization activity. The record is from RefSeq and is a predicted model, not a curated record. The transcript is spliced from 2 exons. NCBI's taxonomy places the organism in Eukaryota, Metazoa, Arthropoda, Insecta, Hymenoptera, Apidae. Bases 151 to 987 code for a protein of 278 amino acids.